Messenger RNA from Oncorhynchus gorbuscha (pink salmon), 6386 nucleotides. RefSeq names its product muscleblind-like protein 1. The coding region runs from base 874 to 2064 and encodes 396 amino acids. NCBI's taxonomy places the organism in Eukaryota, Metazoa, Chordata, Actinopteri, Salmoniformes, Salmonidae. The transcript is spliced from 13 exons. Gene Ontology annotation, molecular function: metal ion binding. The record is from RefSeq and is a predicted model, not a curated record.
AUUUCUCUCUCUCCCUGUCUCUCCCUCCCCCUUCUUAAUUUAAAAACAUUUGCUGCGUGUUGCUUCAUUGUAAGCGAUAUGGUCUUGUAUUUGACUCUCCAGUCGAGAGACUGGCAGUUGGUGUUAGGGCCUCUGACAGAAGUGCCUUGCUUGAAGCGUGUAGCUGUGUGGACCUUCUAGACCACACCAGGAGCCCAAGGACUGCCAUCCCUGCCAGCUGAACCUUCAGAUCCCUGGUCCCUGGUGGUUCCCCCAUCCUACCCAUAAUCCCUGCCAGCUGAACCUACUGAUCCCUGGUCCCUGGUGGUGCCCCCAUCCUACCCAUAAUCCUUUCCUGCCACGUCUACCACCUCUCUGGAACUGUCUCGGCUCCCUUGUAGCCUGACUGUGACAACACAUAGGAUUUUCUUCCUUCUGUGUGGGUGAGAGGGGACUGUCCUCCCGCUGUCCCUCCCUCCACUCCGCCCCCUGCUACCUGCUCCCUCGGCACAACAUGGGCCAACACGAUCAAUAAUGUGUUUCGCCAUCCAUCUCGCCUGAUAGUUCAGCUGAGGAAAGUGAGAGAGAGAGGAGUACAGAAGUUGGAACCACCUGUACAAAGCAAGCUUUCGUCAGUGCCACCAGCCCAGUGUCAGGCACUGGAGGAAUCUCAUCAGCCCCAGUAACAGGUUCUUAGGAUGGGCAAUAGAUCCUAGCAGAGGUCCUGGCUCACAUCCAAAAACAGGCCUCGGAUAGAAAACACCUUCUGAUUGUCUUGUUUCAUUUUGAUUUCUCUCAGUGGCAUUAGAAACAAACUUUCAUCACACAUUCUGAGACAUCACAUUCUGCCUGGAUAUCCGUCGCUCUUAAUCGGCUACUUCUGCCUGGUUCAAAAUGGCGGUAAACCUGACACCUAUUAGGGACACAAAAUGGCUGACUCUGGAGGUGUGUCGUGAGUUCCAGAGAGGGACGUGCUCGCGACCGGACAGCGAGUGUAAGUUUGCCCACCCUGCCAAGAGCUGUCAGGUGGAGAAUGGACGAGUCAUCGCCUGCUUUGACUCCCUCAAGGGUCGUUGUUCCAGGGAGAACUGUAAGUACCUACACCCUCCUCCCCACCUGAAGACCCAGCUGGAGAUCAACGGCAGGAACAACCUGAUCCAACAGAAGAACAUGGCCAUGUUGGCACAACAGAUGCAGCUGGCCAACGCCAUGAUGCCCGGCACACAGCUACAGACUACAUGUAUGCCGGUCCCCAUGUUCUCUGUGACGCCCAGCCUUGCCUCUAAUGCCAGUGCUGUCGUGGCCGCUGCAUUUAACCCCUACCUGGGCCCGGUGUCGCCCGGCCUGAUGCCUACUGAGAUCAUGUCCAGCACCCCGGUCCUGGUGACCAGUAACCCCAACGUCUCCAUGCCCUCUGCUGCUGCUGCUGCCGCUGCACAGAAACUCAUGAGGACAGACAGACUGGAGGUGUGUCGGGAGUACCAGAGAGGUAACUGUACGCGGGGGGAGAAUGACUGUCGCUUCGCCCACCCCUCAGACAGCACCAUGAUAGACACCAACGACAACACCGUGACCGUGUGUAUGGACUACAUAAAGGGCCGCUGCUCCAGGGAGAAGUGUAAAUACUUCCACCCGCCAGCCCACCUGCAGGCCAAGAUAAAGGCUGGCCAACACCAGGUCAACCAGGCUGCUGCCGCAGCAGCCAUGGGGCUCUCACCUGUUUUACCUCCAUUACCAAAGAGACCCACACUUGAAAAAGCCAACUCUGCCACUGCCAUGUUCAACGCCUCCAACAUGUUCCAGUACCAACAGGCCCUGGCCAACAUGCAGUUUCAGCAGCAGUUUAUCCCAUCAGGCUCGAUAUUGUGCAUGACACCUGCAACAAGUGUUGAGUGGGACUGGACUGGAUUGGGACAGACUGUGGGUUGCAGACAGGUACCCAUGAUGCACGGUGCUACGCCCGCCACUGUGUCUGCAGCCAACUCCUCUGCCACAAGUGUUCCCUUUGCAACCGCAACAGCCAAUCAGAUUCCAAUAAUAUCUACAGAUCAUCUUACGAGUCACAAGUAUGUAACUCAGAUGUAGAAGUCUCUACGAGAACAAUGAAACUGGAGUGUGUUGGUGUUCCAUCCGCCCCAGACAACAGUUCACCCUUCAUGCCUGUAACCACAGAAAUAGAAUAUUUAGAAUAGAUUCUAUGUCUAUGCCUGUAAGAAUAGACAUAGAAUCUUUAGAAUAGAUUCUAUGUCUAUGCCUGUAACAUCCAGAACACCAGGAGACUCCAACCGCCUGUAAACUGUAGUGGUUCUGACAUGCAUGCUACUCAAAGAGAUCUAGUUUGUCAUAAGGUGGUGAACAUGUGUAUUCUACACACACCAUACAGACAACAGCACCUCCUACACAGAGAGGAACUAUGUCAUCUACAGAACAUUACAGCCCGUCUUUAUAUCUGUGGAGGCGUCAUCCAUUAAAACACCGGACACACUUUGAAUGUCAACAUGAGGAGAUAGUCACACCCACUAGUUUGGUAUGGCAGCAGACCAAGACUCUCUUUUAUGUUAUUUUCAGUUGGUUUUUCUUUAAUUUAUAUGAUUUUUUCAUGGUUUACACAAAACAAAGUUGCACCUUGUAUUUUAAACAAGAAGGGGAAAUGACGAGGAAUAGUAACUAAUUGCCAUAUUAGAUUGAAAGAAUUGUGCAUGGCUUGUUUGUAGAUGAUCUGGUUCUUUACCAGACCAACUUGGUUGAAAUGGGUUAGUGGGCUUGGUGCCAUAAGGACAGCUGAAUGUUGUUGGUUUAGUACACCUUUGUGUUUUAAAACCCAUCCCAGCUUUACUAGAUAUGUUGCAAGCUCCACUUAAAGUGCCAUAGACUAUGUACGUAUAUCCCAAAAACAUUGAGUUUUAUUCGGUCAUUAUAGCCAUGUUACAGUGUUAACCUGGGGAACGCCUUCAAAGUCUCUAAUGUCUCUCGUGUCCUUGUUCCGUGGAUGUUUGUCUACAGUUUGACGUCAUUAACAGAUGAACCAUUCAUGGUCUUUGCCUCUUGGGUACGCAGUUACCCACCUUAGGUUGUUUGGGUUACCUCUGGUCUUCUGUUGUUCUUCUUUUCAUUUGCCUUGACCUUAGAUUCCACGGUGUGAGUCAGACAGAGAAGGGGUAUUGGUUCUGUUAGGACCCAGUCCUCUCUAGGUAUAAAGUAUAAUGACUAGUUGGUUCUGUUAGGACCCAGUCCUCUCUGGGUAUAAAGUCUAUAGACUCUAGUUGGUUCUGUUAGGACCCUGUCCUCUCUGGGUAUAAAGUCUAUAGACUCUAGUUGGUUCUGUUAGGACCCAGUCCUCUCUGGGUAUAAAGUCUAUAGACUCUAGUUGGUUCUGUUAGGACCCUGUCCUCUCUGGGUAUAAAGUCUAUAGACUCUAGUUGGUUCUGUUAGGACCCAGUCCUCUCUGGGUAUAAAGUCUAUAGACUCUAGUUGGUUCUGUUAGGACCCACUCUAGUUGGUUCUGUUAGGACCUGGUCCUCUCUGUCUCUGGGUAUAAAGUCUAUAGACUCUAGUUGGUUCUGUUAGGACCCUGUCCUCUCUGGGUAUAAAGUCUAUAGACUCUAGUUGAUUCUGUUAGGACCCAGUCCUCUCUGGGUAUAAAGACUAUAGACUCUAGUUGGUUCUGUUAGGACCCUGUCCUCUCUGUCUCUGAGUAUAAAGUCUAUAGACUCUAGCUGGUUCUGUUAGGACCCAGUCCUCUCUGGGUAUAAAGUAUAAUGACUAGUUGGUUCUGUUAGGACCCUGUCCUCUCUGUCUCUGGGUAUAAAGUCUAUAGACUCUAGUUGGUUCUGUUAGGACCCAGUCCUCUCUGGGUAUGAAGUCUAUAGACUCUAGUUGGUUCUGUUAGGACCCAGUCCUCUCUGGGUAUAAAGUCUAUAGACUCUAGUUGGUUCUGUUAGAACCCAGUCCUCUCUGGGUAUAAAGUCUAUAGACUCUAGUUGGUUCUGUUAGGCCCUGGUCCUCUCUGUCUCUGGGUAUAAAGUCUAUAGACUCUAGUUGGUUCUGUUAGGCCCUGGUCCUCUCUGUCUCUUGGUAUAAAGUCUAUAGACUCUAGUUGGUUCUGUUAGGACCCAGUCCUCUCUGGGUAUAAAGUAUAUAAACUCUAGUUGGUUCUGUUAGGACCCAGUCCUCUCUUUCUCUGGGUAUAACGACUAUAGACUCUAGUUGGUUCUGUUAGGACCCAGUCCUCUCUGUCUCUGGGUGUAAAGUCCAUAGACUCUAGUUGGUUCUGUGAGGACCCAGUCCUCUUUGCAUCUGAGUAUAAAGUCUAUAGAUUCUACUUGCUUCUGUCAGGAGCCAGUCCUUUCUAUCUUUGGGUAUAAAGUCUAUAGACUCUAGUUGGUUCUGUUAGGACCUGGUCCUCUCUGUCUCUGGGUAUAAAGUCUAUAGACUCUAGUUGGUUCUGUUAGGCCCUGGUCCUCUCUGUCUCUGGGUAUAAAGUCUAUAGACUCUAGUUGGUUCUGUUAGGACCCAGUCCUCUCUUUCUCUGGGUAUAACGACUAUAGACUCUAGUUGGUUCUGUUAGGACAUGGUCCUCUCUGUCUCUGCGUAUAAAGUCUAUAGACUGUAAAGGCUUAAUGCAUGGGGCUUUGGCCCUGGACCCAAUAUUAUGCCAAAAGUCUCACUUGUGAUGAAGAAGGGGUGGAGACUGUUAAAAAGGAAGGAUAGAAUGAAGAACUACUGAAAGUUGCGUGAUAAACCAAACCGCUGAGUGGAGUGAGGAGCACUUUCCAAGAGUUACAGGGUGGCUUAUGGUUGAGUUGUUCUAACAUGGUGUGGUUUUCAUUUUAUUAUAAUUCAUUUAAUGAUUUUUUAAAAAUGGUAUGUUUUAUUAAGUGCAGUUUAUAUGGUCUAUGAUAUGUGAGAGAACUUGUGAAAACACAUUAUGUGUGGAUGCUUUUGGAUAGAUACAGUCAAAUGUUUUUGGGGUAUUUUUCUUCUGUGUUCUGUGUUGACAUAUGUGGGUGCACUAGUGGAGCUCUGUUCAGAAAAUGUGUGGGGCCAAAAUCACAGAUGACGUUGUGUAUGGACAAGAGGGGGGUGAGUGUAAAUUUGUGUAUGGAAGCGUGGGGGAGUGUAGAUUGUUUUUUUUGGUUUAAACCCUCAUGCUUCUGCAUGCAUUGUAUGAAAAGACAUGGUAUGGAAGAGCUUGACCUGAUUGUAUUACUCAUCCAAAGCCUUAGAAAACACCACGAGGUCGGCACAAUGCAACAAGCCAUUUCAAAUCGUCCUCUUGCCUAACCCUUGCUGUUGUGUCGCCACACAAAGCUUUCGUGGUAUAUAUGAUUGUUGUCUUUCACUCUAAACAUGUAUUUCUUGUUGAGUUUGUUUUUUUCAAGAAGAUGAAUGUCUUAUUUCAUUUUGUUUAAUGCACGGAUUACAUUUUUGAUGUUUAGUUAAAGGAGUUUUGUCUAACUAGAUGUUACCAGUAACUUUUGUAGGAUUCUGAAUAGUAGGUAAUAUGUGUGUGUUCAUACCAUAUUUUAGUUCUCUGAAAUGACCCGUAAUGUUGAUUUGAAUAUUUACUGUAGUGUUAUGAUUGUAAACUGAAUGAUAUUUUUAUUUUCUGUGAACUCUAAGAAUUAUUUUAAUUUCUUGUCUGUUUGAGUUCCUUGAAACAAAGAUAUUUUGUGUGGGUAUCUGAGGAAAUACUAGGAGAGUGAGGCUUGCUGUGACAACGCUCACUGACAGUGGAGUAUUAUUUGAAUGCUCAUCUGGUUUGUAACUAGUCUUAUAAGGAAACAAAUAUUAUUAAAAAAAUCUCAUUCUUCGAUGUGUAGGUUUAAAAAAAAAAAAACAUUUUCUACUGUAUUCUCUUCAAAUAGUAACUAUUGUUUGAAUAUUUGUAAUCUCCCUGGAUGUCAGGCCAUGUUGAAAAUAUAGCUGCAUAUUUGAUCACUCUUAGUUGCAGUUGAGGUCAGGGGUCGGAGGCAGGUCGAGCAUGGAGUACGCACACUGAUCUCUUUACUUAGCCACAAACAAACAAGGGGAAACCUACAGGGCUGUGGAAAAUAUAGCUGCAUAUUUGAUCACUCUUAGGGGGCGUUGCAGUUGAGGUCAGGGGUCGGAGGCAGGUCGAGCAUGGAGUACGCACACUGAUCUCUUUACUUAGCUACAAACAAACAAGGGGAAACCUACAGGGCUGUGGAAAAUAUAGCUGCAUAUUUGAUCACUCUUAGGGGGCGUUGCAGUUGAGGUCAGGGGUCGGAGGCAGGUCGAGCAUGGAGUACGCACACUGAUCUCUUUACUUAGCCACAAACAAACAAGGGGAAACCUACAGGGCUGUGGAAAAUAUAGCUGCAUAUUUGAUCACUCUUAGGGGGCGUUGCAGUUGAGGUCAGGGGUCGGAGGCAGGUCGAGCAUGG